CCUCUCCGCCUCUCCGCCUCUCCGCCUCUCCGCCUCUCCGCCACGCAGCUCCCGCCUCAGCCCCAGCAUCCAUCCGCCUAACUGUGCGCAUCCGGCGGUCUCAUGCCCAUGACUUUGCCCCAUGUCACUCGCCGUCGCCUGUUCCAUGCUGCUGCUCCAUACGCAAAGUAGUACGUAGUAGAGCUCGGUACUCAGCCGUCCCCGUAAAAAUGGCUCUCCCUUCUUCCUCCUUCCUUCCCGAUUCACUCUUGUGCUGCUUUUUCUAUCCGAUGGGAUCCUGCGCCAUCUCCCCAUAUCGUCAGUUUGAAUUGCCAUGUCCAGCGGGGUGCAGCGUGGUGCAGCGUCAUGCAAUGCCAACAACUCCUCGAUUUCCACUCCCACUUCCACUUUCAACUUGCACUACGUACUCAUUUCCACUAAACACCUUCCUUCCACUCCCACUACCAAGCACAUCCCUCCCAUUAAACACCCUAACUUACCCAUUCACUACAAUAGCAUUAUGCACGGGAAAUCGUCCCCAGCCUAGGGGCCCCGGCCCAUCCACUGGCCCGUGAUGGCCCAUGACAGCUUGAUCCCUGCUGCAAAUCCCAGUUCCACUGCUUGCCGGGAGCAGGGAGAGGCAGGGAGGGUAGGGAGGUGUAAAGCAAAGCAAAAGCAGCGCGCAACACAAAGGGAAUGGGAGUUUGCCAAAUGCCCCGGGCAAGGAUACCAGCACUACCAGAGCUAAUCUGGUAGAUCCAUUCUAGCUGGAAAAGGAAAGGAAAGACUGUGAUGAGAAAAAGAAACAGGGGGAAGGGGGGGAGAAGGCGAAAGACAACGAAAGAGAAUCACGGCCCACGACAAGACGUCCGUUUUCGCAAUGACUUCACUAGCUUCCACGCCCAUCUGUCGCUCAAUGUUCUAGAUUCGUAACUUCAACCAGUAUUUUGUC
Messenger RNA from Ilyonectria robusta, 931 nucleotides. RefSeq lists its product as uncharacterized. NCBI's taxonomy places the organism in Eukaryota, Fungi, Ascomycota, Sordariomycetes, Hypocreales, Nectriaceae. The record is from RefSeq and is a predicted model, not a curated record. The transcript has a single exon. Bases 210 to 554 code for a protein of 114 amino acids.